Molecule: messenger RNA, 1047 nt
Organism: Dimorphilus gyrociliatus
Lineage: Eukaryota; Metazoa; Annelida; Polychaeta; Dinophilidae
Source: the annotation of a GenBank genome assembly
CCAUAGUUGAGAGUAACUUUUUAAGCGUAAGAGGGAGAUUAGGAGCAUCGGGAAGGCACGGCCUCCGUAAAACAAAAACAGGUGAAAAGAAACAAAUAUUAUAUAAUAGUAUUUGAAAUGCUUAAAUAAGACGAUAGUAACCUAUUUAUGAUGAAAUUAAUCAUGGAAAAUAAUUUUUCACCUGACGAUGACUCAUCCAUAAUUUUAAUAUUUGUCUUUUUGACUGUUUCAGGCGUUUAGCAAAGCAACAUAGAAGGCGAAGAAAGCCGAUUUAAUUUUUUCUUAUCGCAGUCAGCGAGAUCGUUCACCAUUUCUUCCCACGACAGCCUAGAUUUAUCAGAUAUCUUUGAAAAAUGUCAGAAUUUGCAGAAUCUAAAAACUUGUACAACAAUGGAACUGAGAAAAACGGAAACCCCGACUCUGAAAUCCCAGGCUUACUCUUCGGAGGAGCAGAUUGCUUUAUUGGAUGUUUUGAAUUUCCCAGAAAUUCUGGAGACAAAAGAGAUGGAUGUGCGAAUGAACUAUGGCCCAAGUGGCCAAUUUAACGAUAACGAUCUUUCCGACCUGAACAUCGACGAACUGAUAAAAAACCCUACUCUGGAAUUGCCUUUGUCGCCGGUUGAGAGUGAAUUUGUUGAAGAGGAAAUGAAGCCAGAAAAUAGUCAAAAUUUGGAAGAUUUCGAAAAGAACUUUGAUUUUGAUCACUUUCUUGCUAACUUUAAAGAAGAAGUGGGAGUGCUCGAUGAUCAACAACUCUCUGAUUCUGAACCUUGCUUAAAGAGGGCACAUCUAGAUUUCGACUCGGAAGCUAUUGAAGCUAACUACUAUGUAGAGGGAGAUACUAAAUAUCGCGAAAGGAGAAGGAAGAACAAUAUAGCAUCCAAGAGAUCUAGACAAAUAAGGAAGGCGAAAAAUGUUGCCCAAGAAGAGGAGGUCGUCAUUUUGGAAAGGCAAAAUGAAGACCUGAGACGUAAAGUUACAGACUUGGAAGCUCAGAACAAAGAAUUUAGAGAAAAGUUGAUGGUUCUUUUAUGUAAAAAAAAGUAA